Molecule: messenger RNA, 3143 nt
Organism: Leptidea sinapis
Lineage: Eukaryota; Metazoa; Arthropoda; Insecta; Lepidoptera; Pieridae
Product: monocarboxylate transporter 10-like
Exons: 13
Coding region: 169-2997 (942 amino acids)
Biological process (GO): transmembrane transport
Molecular function (GO): monocarboxylic acid transmembrane transporter activity
Source: RefSeq, a predicted model, not a curated record
UGUGUUGCCACUUGCCAGUACUCGUCCAACAGCGGCAUGGUAAACACGUGCCCUUUCGUAACGAUAAAUGUACGCGAAUUUGCUUCGUAACUUUCUUUCGGAAUAUCCAUUGUGAAAAAUGUGAAGCUGACCUAAAGCCAAGUAAAAUGUGUUCAAAAAUAAGUGACAAUGAUUCUCCGUCGGUGUGACAGCUUGCCAACGCAACUACGGGAGGCUUCUGUCGCAAAUCAGGAAACAAUUCAACCUUUCCUUAAUAAAAUAUCCGACUCAAAUACUGUCCCGAAUUUUGGAGACGCCCCAAUAAGGGAUGAAGUUAUAGCCACUUGGAAAUCUCUUAACACAGAUGUCAACAGAAUAAAGAAUGGCAAUUGUCCAAAAAAUGGAACAAAUAGAAAUGAUUUUGUCGCACCAAACUUUUGUACAAGAGAAAAUAAUAAGCCAAAGAAGGUUACCAACAAACACAUAUCAAUUGCGUGCCAAGAUGUGGACAGAAGUUCAUCGUUUCCUUUGGACAUGGGGAAGAGAUGCCCCAACGACAGACGAGCGAGUACAGUGCGAAGACGGACUCUAUUGGAACGCCUUCUCUCCUGGAGAACUCCAGAAUGUGACUGCCAAGAGCAAUGUAUUGCUAAAAAUCGGAAACCACCAAAAAUUCGCAAAGAAGACUUGAUAUGCACAUGUGGUGUUGUAGACGUAAAAGCAAAAGCCAAGCAGAACAAUUAUUCGGAGCGUGGUCGAUCUAAAAGUGUCGGAUAUGAGGUUACACGUGAAGUUACACAGUUUCGUCGGUGUGCCAGUGCAAGUGCUACAAUUGGAGCUGAAACAGCAGCAGCUUUACGAGCUAGGGCUGCUCUUACAUUAGCCAGGCGGUACUAUCCUGAAGGAGGCUGGGGAUGGACUAUCACGGUUGUGGGGACAAUCGUCCAGAUAUUAUCACAUGGUCUACAGCUUGGAGGUGGACCUGGUGCUAUCGCCUGUACAGCCGCUGUAAAGUAUCGAGUUUCACCACUUUAUACCCACGGCGCAGGAUGCGCGCUUGUUUUGAUGGAAGAGUCUUGGUCGUCGGGCGGUGCGCCGCUACUGCGAACCAGGUCACUGCCCCUGGUGUUGGAAGCGAGUGGACCACCAGCGCGACAGGCGAAGCUAGACCCAAGGCAGCUGUUGACCCUCACCAGGCACUAUUACCCGGAGGGAGGAUGGGGCUGGGGAGUAGCUAUUGCAGCGACGAUAGCUCAGCUUCUAGCUCACGGCUUGCAUCAAGCUGCUGCCGUGAUAGCUGUCGAAGCUGUAAGACGAUUUGGCCCGGAGGUUCAGAUGCAAGCAGGAUGUCUGGGAGCGAUGUCUGCAGGAGUGGCCCUCGCCCUGUCUCCGGUGACGGUGGCCCUGUGUGUCAGGAAGUCAACCCGAGUGACAGCUGUAGUGGGCGGACUGAUUGCAGCUCUUGGUUGCCUCUUCACCUCGUUCGCGACACAGUUCCAUCAACUCUUCUUCAGUUACGGGACCGUGGUCGGAGUUGGUGUCGGUCUUACCAGAGACUGUUCUACGUUGAUGGUCGCUCAGUACUUCAAGCGACGCCGCGAGCUCGUCGAGAUAUUCAUUGUAAGUGGCAGUGGACUGGGCAUUGCAGUCAUGUCGACUUUCAUCAAAGGUGCUAUCAGGGCGAUUGGUUGGCGACUAGGUUUACAGGCUGUGACAGGAGCUGUCUUUGUCACGUUCAUUCUGGGAACAUUCUACCGUUCAGCCUCCUUAUAUCACCCGCAACGUAGAGCAAUCUUGCAUCUAAAGAACCAGAACAAAAUCAAGCGGAAGAUGAAGGAUAGAAACAAAUCAGACGAUCGGCAGCCAUUCUUCGACUUCUCAACGCUCAGGUCGAAGACUGUGAGGAUUCUGUUGAUGUCUACUGGAAUAUCAGCGUUUGGGAUAAACACUCCUAUAUUCUAUUUAGCAUAUCACGCUGAAGAAGAAGGUCUUGGAGAUACAGCAGAGCUACUGCAAGCGUAUCUGGGACUAGCCUGGGCAGUAGGAUGUGCUGCAUUCGGUCUCCUGGUGAGACAGAACUCAGCAGAAUGUCGCAUCGCCCGACAAUACCUCACGCAGGCAGCUGUGUUUGUCUGCGGGCUAGCGACCAUGGCACUCACAGCUGUUGAAGGCUCCUACAGUGGCUAUGUCUUGUUCGCCUGGGUUUAUGGUAUAUUCUGUGGCGGAUAUCACUACUCUCUGAAGAUGUACACUUACGAGAGGGUACGUUCUAGAAACUUCGCACGCACGUGGGGCUUCGUGCAGUGUUCCCAGGCCGUGCCUAUAGCAAUAGGAGUGCCCUUGUCAGGGUACAUAAACGUGGGCUGCGGGGGCAAGGCCGGCUACUAUUUCAGUUCCACGUGCUCUCUCAUUGGAUCUCUUUCGUUGUUCUGCAUUGAUCUCCAUCGACGAAGCGUUUCGAAUAAACACACCAAAGAGAACGGCGGGGCGGCGACGUGCGAUCCGCAAACUGGGCCCACACGUCGCAGCCGCAGCCGCGAUCGUGACGUGCCCGCACCUACCGCCUUAGUUUUAGGAGCAGAUUUCGUGGGGUCAGGUCGUGCCGGCCGUGAUCUUCUAGAUAGCAUUGGUCCUGGAAGCCUGGGCUCUCCUCCUCCCAACGUUCCACCAGAACUAACCUGCAUCAGUGAGGAAGGAGGCCUGGAUCUAGAUUUAGACCUGGAUAUACCUGAGCAUUUAUUGGAAGAUUUGGAAUGUGGUGGGGACUGUAUCACAAGUUGUAAUAAGGUUGAAAACUAUUUGAUGCUGAGCGAGUACGAGAAUAAUCUGAUAGCGGAGUUGCCAAAUCUGAACGAGCGCCGUGGAAGGAGAUGGUCUCUCGUCGUGUCCAACACAAACUCCCCACAGCCUUCGACGAUACAAGACGAGACACCGGAACACAAAAACUCUAUUAAAUGGAAGAAGAAGUGCCAUACCAACAACCGACUCAUAACAGUGAUCAACGAAGCGUCCCUAUAGUUUAAGAGCUGCUAGUGAAAUCCAAGACAAUAAAUUAGAUAAAUAAUCUCGGUGUGUCACCUAUAUAACCUCAUAAUUUAUUUGACGUGUGUGUGAAUAGUAUUUGUGUAUUGUUCUUUAUUAUUUAUUAAAUUAUUAUAAACUGU